Molecule: messenger RNA, 885 nt
Organism: Aureobasidium pullulans EXF-150
Lineage: Eukaryota; Fungi; Ascomycota; Dothideomycetes; Dothideales; Saccotheciaceae
Exons: 1
Coding region: 1-885 (294 amino acids)
Source: RefSeq, a predicted model, not a curated record
AUGACUGGAAUUGUGUCCCAGCUUUUGCUCUCUAUGGAGUCGCAUGACCCAUACAGCCUACCUCUGGCCACUACCUACAGAGCAACGGAAAACUCCCACCCAGCCGCCCUCGGCAUGAUGACUGCCUGGCACACCAUCACCAAGACAGGAACCCCUAGUUUACUCGCCAUCGACACCACAAACCAGACCGCAUACUUCGCACUGGACGUGAGCGAAGGUAAUGAUGCCGUCCAAACUAUCCUGCGUGGUCGUAUCGCAGUUGUCAGCCAACAUAUCACCGAGAUCGAGUUAUUCAUCAAUCGCUUCCGGGGAGAUCAUGGGUUUUCCUUCUCAUCCGAGGAGUUGCCAGCCAAUUAUGCGCCCCUCAUGAGCCCUCCCACGAACCGUACCAAGGCCAGUAGAGCACAGUUGUGGCAAGUUAGCAACACCGUCUUCUCCGAGAAGACUACCUACAACAUAUCAGUUGGUGACAGUUGCGUUUUCACAGAGAUGGGCUGGAACAUCGUCGAUCCGGGCACUAAUGGUAACGGCUCAACCACUCCACUCUCUUGUAUCUGGCCCGAUGCUCACCCUUACGACAACAAUGCUCGUGUAGCUCUAGUCAUCGACGAGGAGCUAGGCUUUGUGGUGCAAAGUGGUAUGAUCCCUGGCAUGGUUGAACCUUAUGGUAACAUCUCUGCCUUCAUACCCGAUGCCUUGUCUGUCGCUCAAGUCGCACAGGACGAUUGGGUAAAGCUGGUCCAGGGUGAGUUUCCUCUUCCAGCACCAAUGCCAGCUACAGGAGAUACUCUUGAGGUACUUCAAUUCUACGAUGGAAAACUCCAGGCUAUGCAGAUCAACGUCUACUUGAGCGGGCCAAACCAGACAUCUUCUUGGCUUUACUAA